AUGGGCAAUAUCCUUCGGAAAGGUCAGCAAAUAUAUUUAGCAGGUGACAUGAAGAAGCAAAUGUUGCUAAAUAAAGAUGGAACACCUAAGAGGAAGGUGGGCAGACCAGGCAGAAAAAGGAUUGACUCUGAAGCUAAGAGUAGGAGGACUGCCCAGAAUAGGGCAGCUCAACGAGCGUUCCGAGAUAGGAAAGAAGCCAAAAUGAAGAGUUUGCAAGAGAGGGUAGAGUUACUAGAACAGAAAGAUGCGCAGAAUAAGACUACCACGGACUUUUUACUAUGUUCUUUAAAAAGUUUACUGUCGGAAAUUACAAAAUAUAGAGCUAAGAAUUCUGAUGAUGAAAGAAUAUUAGCCUUCCUCGAUGAUCUGCAAGAACAACAGAAAAGGGAAAACGAAAAAGGAACAAGUACAGCAGUUAGCAAGGCUGCAAAGGAAUUGCCAUCGCCUAAUUCAGAUGAAAACAUGACUGUGAACACAAGUAUAGAAGUACAGCCGCACACUCAAGAGAAUGAGAAAGUUAUGUGGAACAUAGGCUCAUGGAACGCUCCCAGUUUAACCAAUUCGUGGGAUUCUCCCCCCGGAAAUCGAACAGGUGCCGUUACCAUCGGUGACGAAAGUAUUAAUGGUAGUGAAAUGCCAGAUUUCAGUCUCGAUCUUGUCUCCAAUGAUAGACAGACUGGUCUAGAAGCUUUAGAUUACGACAUUCAUAACUACUUUCCUCAGCACUCUGAACGCCUGACCGCUGAAAAAAUAGAUACGUCAGCAUGUCAAUGUGAAAUUGACCAAAAGUAUCUUCCAUACGAGACAGAAGAUGAUACUUUAUUCCCCAGCGUGCUUCCCCUUGCUGUAGGGAGCCAGUGUAAUAAUAUUUGCAACCGCAAGUGUAUCGGGACCAAACCAUGUUCAAAUAAGGAGAUCAAAUGCGACUUAAUAACAAGCCACCUGUUGAAUCAGAAAUCUCUAGCUUCGGUGCUUCCGGUGGCUGCUUCUCAUACUAAAACAAUUCGAACCCAAUCUGAAGCAAUUGAACACAUUAGCAGCGCCAUAUCGAAUGGAAAAGCGUCUUGCUACCACAUUCUCGAAGAGAUCUCCUCCCUACCAAAAUAUUCAUCGUUGGACAUAGAUGAUUUAUGCAGCGAAUUAAUAAUCAAGGCAAAAUGUACAGAUGACUGCAAAAUAGUAGUCAAAGCUCGCGACUUACAGAGUGCUCUGGUUAGACAGCUCCUGUAG
Molecule: messenger RNA, 1230 nt
Organism: Saccharomyces cerevisiae S288C
Lineage: Eukaryota; Fungi; Ascomycota; Saccharomycetes; Saccharomycetales; Saccharomycetaceae
Gene: CAD1
Product: Cad1p
Exons: 1
Coding region: 1-1230 (409 amino acids)
Biological process (GO): regulation of DNA-templated transcription; cellular response to stress
Cellular component (GO): cytoplasm; nucleus
Molecular function (GO): DNA-binding transcription factor activity; transcription cis-regulatory region binding
Source: RefSeq, marked reviewed